Rhipicephalus microplus (southern cattle tick) is the source of this 5324-nucleotide messenger RNA. RefSeq names its product nose resistant to fluoxetine protein 6. NCBI's taxonomy places the organism in Eukaryota, Metazoa, Arthropoda, Arachnida, Ixodida, Ixodidae. Gene Ontology annotation, molecular function: acyltransferase activity, transferring groups other than amino-acyl groups. The record is from RefSeq and is a predicted model, not a curated record.
UGGCGGACGCCGGCGGUUCCAGGACUACAGAGAACCCCUCGCCGGCACGGGCUACAGCGCACGCGAACGUCGAGAAACCCCUCGCGCGCCCGCAGCCGCUGCACACUCGAACACGAUGACCCCUGGAUCUGAGCAGCUGAGGUGCUCGCGCGGUCUCCUCCUGCUACUCCUCGCGGUCACCUCACCGCUCGUUUCGGCGCAGCUGGAGGACAACUCAACGCGAGCUGCGUCUCGAAGGGGUCUGUCUGCCGUCAGUACCGAUGUGAGCACUUCAACGACUACGGAAAAGCCAGACCCCGUCAAGGAGGCUCUCGACUCCAUGUCCGAACGGAUCACGCGAAUCGUGAUGAAAGAGUUCUACCCCAUGGUCAGCGAGCUCAUAUAUGACCCGCGACUUUCAACGGGUUGUAUCGGGUCGCUCAUGAAGAUUGGCCCGGCUUUGAAGAAUUUCGACAUCUGGGCCGUGGAAAUGGUGGACGCUAUCGGCAAGCCGCAAGCUGGCGCGACCCAGGGCCGCAUCGCAGUGUACGGCGCCUACGACCUGUGUCUGUCCAUCAGGCACAACGAGAACCUCUUCCAGGGCAAAUACUGCAUGGUACACAUGUACCACGAUGGCUCCGACCUGCCAGCCAUGGUGUACAAAAUCGCCGAAAAGUUUCUCAAGCACCACAAUCUCGAAUAUAUCGGCAACAUUUCCAGGAUCAAUGACAAGGAGUUCGUGUCUAUCAUCCCCCUUCUCAAGUACGGCGUUUGUCUGCCUUCGGUAUGCAACCGGGAGGACCUUCAAGUGAUCAUCGACCACUUUGUCGGCAAUCUCAAUCUCAACAUAAAGGCUGCGUGGUGCAAGACCGAAGAGCCAGUCAAAUUAGAUCGACGACAGACCUUGAUUGUGUGCCUUUUCGUACUGUGGACCGCCUUCAUUCUUUUCGGAACUGCCUACGACAUCUACAGGACGAUUCUCUCGACGGAAGAAAUCAAGGAACCGAAGUACCACCCCUUCAUAAGCUACCUCUCCGAUUCGGUGCAGUCCGUUUCCCUUCGAAGGGCCUUCAAGAAACUGAUGGACAUGCCCAACUGGGGUGACUACUCCAACAAGCUCGGUUUCAUUCAUGGUGUGCGUGUCUUCUCUGCUACGUGGAUCGUUCUGGGACACAGCCACAUGCUACGGGACCUGCACGCCAGCUCCAACAUAAUUCGUUUCCUCAAGCGGAUUCAAGAAGACUUCUUGUUCACUGUUCAAAUCAACGCCUUCAUGUCAGUCGAGACGUUCCUUGUCAUAACAGGAUUUCUUUCGGGCUAUCUUGUGACCAAGGCACCAAAUUUGGACAUUCACCCACUACUGCUAUUCAUCGUGGCACUGGGAAGGCGCUACAUCAGAUUUAUCGUUCCAAUGGCAGCGCUCUUCGGCUUCGUUUACCUCAUCCCUGCCCUGGCGGACGGGCCCGUGCUGCACGACUACUGGCAUCUCUUCGUGGGCCCCUGCGAAAAGAGCUGGUGGAAGAUAUUCACUAUGUCCCAAAACUACAUGGACGGCUUCAAGGACCUGUGUAUGCCCCACUACUGGUACAUCUCAGUCGAUUACCAGCUUGCCAUCGUCAGCACAAUAUUCUUGGUCUUCAUCAUGCCUAAAUGGUUCAAAGGAUCUCUGUAUUUCAUGGGACUCAUUGUUGUUGCCACUUGUCUGACGACCGGUAUUCAGAUUUACGUGCAUGAAUACACGCCGUUCAACAUCGUCUUAACCACGAAUGUGAGGCAGCUCAUCGAAUCGGCGAUGAACAUCUACGUCAAGGCAUACACGCACGCACCGCCGCUAUUCGUGGGCAUCAUCUUCGGCUGCCUGGCCGUCAAGAGGCACCGUCUGUCGAAGAUGGUUCAGGGCGCUGCUUGGGUCCUGGCCAUCACGGUGUCACUCGCCGCGCUGCUGGGCGUGCGCAGCUGGUUCGAGGGCCGCCAGCCGCACAGACUAGAGUCGGCCAUCUACGGCGGAAUGCACCGAGUGUCUUGGGGAUUGUGCGUUGGCUGGGUCAUGUACGCUUGCGCCACGGGCCGGGGAGGUUUCGUCACCAAGAUCCUCGCCUGGCCUAUCAUGUACCCGCUGGGAAGGCUUUCAUUCUCAGUAUACAUGGUGCAUAUCCUCCUCAUGGGCACCAACGCCAUUCUGAGCCGGGAGAACAUCACUCAACAGCCUUUCUUGCACGCUCAAUUCUACAUAUCACAAGUGGUGAUGUCCUACCUCCUGGGUGCCAUCGUCUACCUCCUCAUCGAAUGUCCCGUGGCAGGCCUGGAUAACGAGUUCUUCCGAAGGUUCAUGAACUUAGACCAGAUGAGGAGCGACAACACCAAAUACAAUAAUGAAAGUCAAGACCUCAACGCCGUCCAAGUCACCACCGGUAAUGGUGCGACAAAAAUAGAGGACGCGUCGUUGUUCAAACUGCAAGUUUCCAACGGCGUCGCCGACGUCCCAAAGAACGUUUGCAAUGGAUGCCAUCACAAUGGCUAUACAAACGGUGCCUGUGAAACCGAUCUCGUCGAGAAAGACACUGCGGCGAAUGGCGCCAUUGUUUCAGUGAAAUUCUGAAAAUGUGUUAUGUAUAUAGCUGCUUGAAUAUGUAAAUAGUCCUAUACAUGUUUCACCUCUUGUAAAUGUUGUGAGUGGACAAACAGCGAUAAGCAAGGAUGCUUUUUUCUAUUGUCUAGUAGCCUGCUCAUGGUUGUGCAAUGACGUGCUGCUGUGGCGCCCGGUUAUGCGAAUUUCGGUAGUUCGUAAAUACGUGUUGUGUUGAUAUUAUGCAGUUGUGGCUAAGCACUCCCAUAAAUUCUUGCUUUGAAGUCUUCUUGUUCUUCUUUCUGUGAAAUUUGAGCGCCCGAAUAUGUGCCGCAAAGCCGCAUGUGAUUCUAAGCUUAUGUCUUUACUAUUUCGCUAUCUCUCUCUCUCUCUUUCUAUCACUUGAUUCUGUAGUUGUAGCUGGUGAAGUCACGGCCAGUUCGAUGGCAGCUGGCUCAUGCACACAAUCCUGCCGCUUUCGCCCAAGUUUUUAAUUAUUUGCGAAAUGACAUGCCAUAUAUAUAAAUUUUGAUAAUCAAAGCGCCAAAUAUAACAUGUAAAUAUAAUCCUUUUCCGGAUCACUUUAGAAAAAAAUUCUUACACAAGGAUCUUCAGAAAGCUAUACCACUUUUUUUUAAGUGCCUCGCGUUUUUUUUUUUUUUUUUACUGAACGUUUCGUGGAUAUCAGGCAACGAAAAGCCGUUAACGUAACGCGUUUAUUGCCUGCCACGGGUGGGGCUCAACACAAGCCUAUAACGCCACGCCGCACUUUCAAAGUGUGAGAAGGCCCACGGCAUAUUUACUAAUACCUCGCAUUGUAUCUGUUCUUUUCUUGCCUUCUUUUUUCACAUGCAACUCGCACGUCUUUCCGAAUUGUGCCAAUGGGCUUGGGACAAACUCCCACGUGUCUCGCAAGCAAAGCGUUUUCUAAACUUGCUCAGCCAUCCGAUAGAAAUUUUGGUCCGGAGCUUUCAAAGCAGGCUGAUCUCCUCUCCACGUGUGCAACGGACAUUUCCUUCCUUUAGGCGGGCGCCGGUGACCCUCAGUCACGCGAUGCUGUUGGUCUCUGUUAUCACUGCUGCUGGCCACAUAGCGGCACCAUUAUUUCUUCUUCUACGGCGAAGAUGAGAGGCAGUAAGAGGACGCUUUCACUGAGACCCUAAUGUCGUCACAGGAAGGCAGAGACGUCUUUCUCAGGUAACAGUGGCAAGUGAACGUUGCCCAAUCACAAACGCCCGCCAUUAGUAGACCAGAAAGCAACGCCGCACCUUAUUUGUUUCCACGCUUCGAUUGUAUUCAAAGGACACGCAAGCAACGAAAACAGCAAUAAAUAACAUUUACGUCGUCUUAACGCACGUUGCCGGCUCGGUCGAUCAGGAAGGCCGAUUAAUUCAAAUCGCACCUUCACUAAGACACGAACAUAAACACGCUAAGUAUAGUAUCUAAGAACAACGUAUACACGAGUAGCGAAAAUAUAAUUCUCUAAACUCGCAAAGUAUUUUUUUUGCCCGCCUUAUUUAUUGAUAACGAAUAAUUGCCGAGACCUAUAUACUGCCAAAAUGUACGACGUCACGGCAAAAUGAUGCGGAAUGGUGCGGUAGUGCUGGCCACUUUAUCACACCUCAAAAAAAGGGGUGGGGGACACCAGCACAAACACUACCUACGCUGACUUCUUUCUCACCUGCCUCUCAUUUGACUUUUUUCUCUGGUGUUCUAAUUACGUCUCACGAAUAAAAGUGUUAUUUAUAUCUAUACUUGAUAAUCAUAAGCAGCUUAUGUUAUAACUUUCUUUUUCGGCGUUCCCCUUAAGCCGAUGUGGUCCAUAAAGCGUACGCGUGAACUGAGCCCAAAGAAAAUAUUGGAUCCCGGGGCGAAACUGGAGGAUCAAGCUCGCAGUCUUCGGAGUUAUGUCUCGCCUUAAUUUUCUCGUCAGACGGCGUCGCCUUCCACUUUCCCAGAUUUCUCCACUUCACUUCUCUCGAUAUAGGUGAACACGACCUGGCAAGCGCUCGCUCCAGGUGCGCCAAUCGCAGGACCAAAUGUCUUUCGCGUACAACCACCGUUCUCAGAUGCCAUAAUGUCGCAAUCGCACGCCAGAGCAUAACGAGCUCCCGCUAUACCUGCUUUAUUUACCAAUUAGAGGCCUCUACAACAGUGAGGAAGUGCACUACGUGAUAAACGACCGCCAAGUAUUUCCACCAAUUCAUUGUGUACGCCUGAUUCUAGUGUGUUUGUCAUAAUGUGUGUGUGUAUAUAUAUGCCACUGUAUAGGUGUGUUGUUGCAAAAUCACGUGGCUGCAAAGAUAUUUUUUUGCCUAUAACACUCUGAACUGGAGUUACAGAGAAAAAAUCUGAAAAACUGUAAAACAUCUGCGGCAGGCAGACCUAAUAACAUUCUCGCACAGCUUUAAUUCGGAGUCGAAAGUACAAGACCUGCUCGCGAUAUCUACUGGCUUUAAGCUUCCAAAGCAUUCUGUGGGCCAGCGAAAUGUACGGGAUGCUCCCAUCGCGGGCGUGGCUGCCAAGAGUGAAUCACGUGGUGCCGCUCAUACGGCGAAGAAUGUUUGAAUGUACAGUGUACAAUAAAGUUUUCUCACCCGAUAUUCACCAGGCGUUUGAGAAAUCUUUCAAGUCGUUCCUGUAGCGACCAGUUUUCGCUGGAAGCGAAAGCGCUUGACGGUGCCCAGUUUAUAAUGUGAGCUGUUCAUUUUACGAACUGUUUUUAGCUUUGCUGAUAUUAGGACAAAUUAAUAAAUGAAAUAAAUCUCCUGAGAAACCA